Melampsora larici-populina 98AG31 is the source of this 900-nucleotide messenger RNA. RefSeq lists its product as uncharacterized. The record is from RefSeq and is a predicted model, not a curated record. The coding region runs from base 1 to 900 and encodes 299 amino acids. Lineage: Eukaryota; Fungi; Basidiomycota; Pucciniomycetes; Pucciniales; Melampsoraceae. The transcript is spliced from 3 exons.
AUGUCAUCCGAUUCCGAAGAUCCAUUAAACACUACGGACAACAAAUCAACAUCCAAUUCCAAUAGCGAAUCAUUGAGUGCUACUAUUGGUCAAUCUUCUCAAAUAAUAGAAAGUCUCCGUCCAAUCAAUCCCAACAAUGCUGUUACCAUGAGUUCAUCAACUUCAUCGACAACAGCAUUCAUUGUGCCACGUGCAAAUACUCCUGCUAUCAGCAAUGCCGCACUACAAAAUCUCACCAAACUAUCAAACACAACUCAGAUUUUGUGGAAGGAUGAAUUUUACGGAUUACUUGAUGCUUGUGGACUAGGAUAUUUUCUCAGAAAUACUAUUAUCCAGCCCUCCGACCCAUCUGAAGCCAACCUAUUCUUAAUGCUGCGAGCUCAAGCAAUGAAAGCAGCAAUGGUCAAAUUGGAAGCUUGGCAUGGAGGUUCUUUGGGUAUUGGGACUGCGACUGUAAUCACUGAGAUAGUCACUACGAAGUAUGACCAGUCAGAAGGAUUGAACAAGUAUAUCAAUCUAAUGGAAGGACUUCACAAACAACUAGCGGCCUUAGCAGCUAAAAACGUGAACCUCAAACUUUUGGAUCAACUACUCUCAAUAUUCAUCUUGAUCAACCUUCCAGUCGAAACAUUCAGUAGUAUAAUACAACAACUACUUACAAAUGUGGAUACUCCGACUCCUUCAAUCGUAUUCCAACGUCUGAUACACGAAGAACAGCUAAGGCGGGUCACAUCGGCAACUGUUGUAGGUGGAAGCUCAGUGGCCUUGUCCGCACAAACAUCUACCACCCCAGCAUCGAAUCAAAAUGUGCAAAAGAAUUUCAACAUACUAAUGCUCAAUGUCAAACGCAACACCCUCACCUUAAUCCUCCAAAUGUUCAGACACAAUCCAGACCGAUGA